CCUUCUCUCCUUCCUCCCUCUCCCGCUCCCCACACUCCUGCUCCUGGCUGUUUAAAUACCAGUGUGGGAAGUGCUCGCCCUCAGGCUCCAGCCACCAAACAUGCUUCCUCUGACUCCGGUCUUGGUCGCGGUCGUCUGCAUUCUGAUUGUGUGGAUCUUUAAACCUGCUGACAGAAGCCUGCAGAGGAAGAAGCGGGAGCCUGGAGCUCGGCCCUGGGUGGAUGAAGACCUAAACGACAGCACGGACCUCCACCAGGGGCAGGAAGAUGCAGAUGAACUGCCAGAAUCAGAGGAAGAUGUUGAACACAUCCCAUUCUCCCACACCCGGUAUCCUGAGAAGGAAAUGGCUAAGAGGUCGCAGGAAUUUUAUGAGCUUCUCAAUAAGAGACGGUCAGUCAGGUUCAUAAGUAAUGAGCAAGUCCCAAUGGAAGUCAUUAAUAAUGUCAUCAAAGCAGCAGGAACAGCCCCAAGCGGGGCCCACACAGAACCCUGGACCUUUGUGUUGGUGAAGGACCCAGACGUGAAGCACAAGAUCCGGGAGAUCAUUGAGAAGGAGGAGGAAAUAAACUACAUGAAGAGGAUGGGACACCGAUGGGUCACAGACCUGAAGAAACUGAGAACCAACUGGGUUAAGGAAUACCUGGACACCGCCCCUGUUUUGAUUCUCAUUUUCAAACAAGUACAUGGUUUUACUGCAAGUGGCAGGAAAAAGGUGCACUACUACAAUGAGAUCAGCGUCUCCAUCGCUUGCGGCAUCCUGCUGGCUGCGCUGCAGAAUGCAGGGCUGGUGACCGUCACGACCACUCCGCUCAACUGUGGCCCUCAUCUGAGGAUGCUCCUGGGCCGCCCCCCACACGAAAAGCUGCUGAUGCUGCUUCCUGUGGGGUACCCCAGCAAAGAGGCCACAGUGCCUGAUCUGAAACGGAAAGCGCUGGACCAGAUCAUGGUGACAGUGUAGGCCAGAGCCUGUCGGAGAGAUGCUCAGACCUCUCCUCUCGGUUCUCCUGGCUGCCCUUUCUCUUGGGGUCAGGUCUCUGCGCUGCAGUUCACAGGGGCACCCUCUCUGCGUGUCAAGACACCGGUCCACAUGCUCCAGCACUCUGGGUCCAGUAAGUUGCUCCUGAUGGGCUGUGUGAUCUGGGGAAUGUGUGGGGCAAGAGACCAGCAAGCAUUUGCACUUCCGUUUCUUACCCUCUUUGGAAAUGCAUGUGUAUUUUACUAAGGAGAUUCCCCAGGAUUUAGGUUUUUAAAACUACUCUAGUAAAUCACUGGUGAUUUUUUCUUUCACUUAAAAUUUUUAUAUGGAGAAAAAAGUCAUCAGAAAAUAUAAUGUAGUCCCAAGAAUUCAGCUAUGUGUUGAUUUUUGUAUCAAAUAGUUUUCUGCCUUCUGAUUGCUGGUGGCUUGAAACGAAGUGCUUUGGAGAUGCACUCUUUCACUGACUCCAAUGGAUGUUCUGCCAGUUUUGAAUGAGUAACUGUUGAAGUAACUAAAAUGUCACACUCAUAUUAUAGGACAGGGCAUGACUGCUUGAUAGGACUCUGACUGGCAGUCAUUCAAGCAGAUCAACAAUGAGGAGCACUGUCCACUGGUGUGCUGGAGCUGGCUCACACCAGCUCAUGGAAGCUGAUGAAUAUCCAGGAAUUGGCCAGCCAGUUAGGAAAACAUCCAUAGCUUGACAUUGCUCCUGGCAGGAGCGUUUACACCACAGCCAUUGGCAGAUGCUCUGAGUGGGGCUUGCUUUCUUUUCUUAAAAACAACUCUUUACCACACACGGCACUACUUUCCCACUCGACCCCAUGAAACACACUUCCCUUUUUCUCCAAAUGACAGCAGGCUGUUUGGGGUUGAUGGGGUCACAGACUUAGUUGGGGAUGCCAGACCUCAUCUUUCACCGGUCACCAGCCACCUACCCUCCCAGGGGCCUCGUGUACACAGGCUCAUCCUCACAACUCAGGCAAUUGCCCUUCAGCAACUCCAUUGCUCCUUUUUCUUUUCCACUGUCCCUUUCCUCCUCUAUUUUUAAAAACUCAGUUCCCUUGAGAAAAGUCUGUUUUCCCACUUUUCAUUCCCAUUUGUGAGUCACACAAUGCAAGAAAAGCCCUCCAUGUCAUUGACAAGAACAAGAGUUGGUGACAAGCAUUUCUUUGCUUUUACAUACAAUUGGACAUUACAGAAAUCUGUGCCUUUAACAUUUAAAGUCUUCUGAAAUACCCAGAAAUUUCUUGUAGAACCUCCAAAAUCUUUCAUCCCAAUCUUCCGUUUUUCUAUAAACAUGCUUUCCCCCAAAUCUACACAUUUUAAUAAAUACAAACUUUCUUAUAUUUUAUUUGUAUUCUUUAAAAAAUAUAUUGGUAUUGCAAUAAGUAUUUGUCCACCCCCCCAACUUUAUUGAAAUGAGCAUUGUUUGAACACAUUGUGACUUUAGAAGGCUUUUGUGGGCUGUGAUAUCAGCCUAACUGCUGCGUGGCAUCUUGUUUUAAAGGAGAAGACCCUCUGGGUUCCAAAUAUCAGAAUAAUAAACAUAC
Sciurus carolinensis (gray squirrel) is the source of this 2526-nucleotide messenger RNA. It is a transcript of the gene Iyd, whose product is annotated as iodotyrosine deiodinase. The transcript has 5 exons. Gene Ontology annotation, biological process: thyroid hormone metabolic process. The coding region runs from base 101 to 958 and encodes 285 amino acids. Gene Ontology annotation, molecular function: oxidoreductase activity. NCBI's taxonomy places the organism in Eukaryota, Metazoa, Chordata, Mammalia, Rodentia, Sciuridae. The record is from RefSeq and is a predicted model, not a curated record.